UCUUCUUAUCUGCAACAAUCAAGCAAACAAGCAGCAGGUAUGGCGAUACAGUAGUAGCCAUUCCGACCCAUAAACUCUAAUGGCCUACAUCUUUUCAUUCCGACUUAUAACCUCGAGGGAGGUAAUCAAAGCUUACAUCUUUUCUUCUUCUUCUUCUAAGCCACCGAAGCUGCUCGACAACAACAACAACACUUCCCACCACCCUAACUCAGCAACGUUUACUCCAGAAAAAGGUCCAAGGAAACUCAAUUUGGAGAUUUCUCCUCACAGAGCUGUUUCUGCGGUGAGAUUGAUGCGAGUAGAAAUGGGGGGUGCUUUUGCUGAUCUUUUAAAUGAGCAAGGGAAGGGUUCUGGUGAAAAUGAAAUGGAGUAUGUCCGAAGAACACUUGGUUUUCGAACUCGGAUUCUGGAUGAUAGGGAUCUCAGACUGGUCACUGAAGUUGUUGGGGGCACAAUACGCUGGAGAAGAUACCUUGAUCAUUUAAUUCUUUCAUGUUGUCGCGAUGACAACACAUUCAGAAGCAUGGAACCUCUUCUGUUACAGAUUCUUCGGAUUGGUUUCUAUGAGAUUGUCAAGUUAGAUAUGCCUGCCUAUGCUGUUGUAGAUGAGAAUGUAAGACUUGCCAAGGUUGCUCUUAGGAUUGGUGCUGGUAACAUGGUGAAUGCUAUUCUACGAAAAUUAGUUUCACUUAAGGAAAGUAACUCACUUCCAUUGCCAAAUAUAGAAGGAGAUGAGCGUCAACAAGCACGUGCUCUUGCAACAAUUUAUUCACAUCCAGUUUGGAUGGUUAGACGAUGGAUAAAGUAUCUUGGACGCGAUGAAACAGUGAAGCUGAUGGUGUGGAACAAUAGUAACCCCAGCUUCAGCUUGAGGGCAAACAGCAGAAAGGGUUUCACAAGAGCUGAUCUAGUGAAGCGCCUUGAAACGAUAAAGGUUGAACAUGAACUAUCUCCUCAUCUGUCGGAUUUUGUUCGAAUAAAAAAUGGGAUGCAGACUGUUAAGCAAGCUGGAUUGCUUAGAGAAGGUUUAUGCUCAGUCCAAGAUGAGAGCGCAGGUUUAGUAGUUUCUAUUGUGGAUCCACAACCUGGUGACAGCAUUGUUGAUUGUUGUGCUGCUCCUGGUGGAAAGACUCUAUUCAUGGCAUCAUGCUUACGUGGUCAAGGUAAAAUAAAUGCAAUAGAUAUUAAUAAAGGCCGUUUGAGAAUCCUCGAAGAGACUGCUGUACUGCAACAAGUUGAUGAUGUUAUCACAACCAUUCAUGCGGAUAUCCGAACUUUUGCUGACAAUAAUGAGGUGAAAUUUGACAAGGUUUUGUUAGAUGUUCCAUGUUCUGGACUAGGUGUUCUUUCUAAGAGAGCUGACUUACGUUGGAACAGAAAAUUAGAGGAUAUGGAACUGCUUAAAGAUUUGCAAGAUGAACUACUCGAUGCAGCUUCGACUUUGGUAAAGUCUGGGGGAGUACUUGUAUACAGCACAUGUUCGGUUGAUCCUGAAGAAAAUGAAGAGAGAGUUAACACAUUUCUUCUCAGGCAUCGGGAAUUCUCGAUAGAGCCUGUGGAGAGAUUUGUAGGAAAAGAAUUUGUGGGAGAAGAUGGUUUUUACUUUUCUAACCCUUUGGUGCACUCAUUAGAUGGAGCCUUUGCAGCUCGACUUGUUCGUUCCUGAUGACCAAUAAUACUUCUCAAAACGAUGUCAACUUCUUGCAAUAGCGAUUUACAUAUUUUCAUGCGUUUUCUUCUUUCAGUUGAAGUUG
Messenger RNA from Impatiens glandulifera, 1754 nucleotides. Its product is annotated as probable ribosomal RNA small subunit methyltransferase B. Bases 80 to 1666 code for a protein of 528 amino acids. The transcript has 17 exons. Gene Ontology annotation, biological process: regulation of DNA-templated transcription; RNA methylation. Gene Ontology annotation, molecular function: RNA binding; methyltransferase activity. NCBI's taxonomy places the organism in Eukaryota, Viridiplantae, Streptophyta, Magnoliopsida, Ericales, Balsaminaceae. The record is from RefSeq and is a predicted model, not a curated record.